CGCCUAAGUCAGCAGUCCGGUAAAGCCUCCACUUGGCCAAAGAUUGAUUCCAUUCCUAAGAACAUUUAAAACGCAAAUGAAAUGGCUAGCGAUUUUCCACCAUUGGCCAUUCGGAUCUGGAUGCACAAGCUGAAGAAGGGUGCUGCUCAACCUGCGUUAGUACUUCAGCGCUCCCUGCUGAAUUUCAUGAGUCCAGAAGCAGCAAAUAUCUCAGUGGCAAAUGCCACCGAGAGGGGAAUUCUGAAGCCCAAAGCAGCCGGGGGAAGAGCGAAGCGUCUGACCUUUACCUUUUGCCAGAAAGUUAGCAGCCUUCCCAAUUCCACAAGUGAUCUCUAUUGCUUCGAGUGUCAUUUACCCGGUGUUGUCAAAAAAUGCGCAUCAUGUCAACGCUCCUUUCAUGAGGAUUGCCAGCGCAAGGACCCCGAAAAGCCUAACUAUUCCGUACCCUCAGAUAAGGGUCAACCUCACCGGUUCCCUAUAAGCGAAUCGGAUGAGCCAAAAAGCAAUACCGAGAACCUAAAGGAUCGCCAAACGCUCACGCCAAUGCCCCUUCUGGAUCACAAUAGUAAUAUCAAUAAGGAUUCAUUAGCCACUCCAGAACUUCUUAAGCACGAGUCCCUCGAGUGGGACGACGAUGUCUUCUUCGUUAGCGAACAUAAAGGCGCCCGUCAGCGAAAGCAGGCCAGGAUUAAGAACGAACAUCACACCAGCUUAGACAGUGAUGAGGGUAGCGACCUAGAGCGGUGCACACACUGUCGUCUGCUCACAUUGGCUGCUCUUCAUAAUCCGCCACAGCUGGACAAACAAGAGCUGAGUCGCCUCUUAAGGUAUUCCUGGGACAAGCAUUACUCCUGGAUCUCAAUCGAUGUGACCAUGUACAUGGCCAAGCAUUGGAACGAUCGCGACAAAUCGCUGGUCAAGCGCAUCCUCUUCAAGACGAAGAUCUUAGGCCUAAACGACAUCGAGCGAAACAUCGAGGCGGAAAAGUACACCUACUUAACCGAGUUUCUGAUGGAUCUACUGGACCUGCAACACAAUAUAGCCGUGUUUUUUGGUACCAAGAGCGUCGAGUACAAUGCCACCAAAUGGCUGAUUAGAGAUAUUUCACACGAUAUCCGGGAAAUUCGUCGUUGUCCGGAUUGCUAUAGGUAUUCAAACGAGGCCAGUCACUCGGAUCUCUGGUUCGCCAAGCCCUGUCUUCAGCGGCACGAAUUAGUGUUUGCGAAGCAGACAGGAUUCCCUCCUUGGCCUGCGAAGGUUAUGAGUGUGUCUAAACGGCAGCCUAUCAAGUAUGAUGUCCGCUUUUUCGGUGGUACUCAUUCCCGGGCCCUUAUUUCUGAACGUGAUAUUACUCCGAUAGAGUCGGACCUUCAGUCGCAUAUCAAACCCCGGAACUCUCGAGCUCUUAACGCCGCCUUGCGGGAACUGGAGUGCCACAUGAUGUUGUCCCAUUAUUCUGCUUCGCUGUUUGGUUUCCAUGCAGAUCCCACCAUUGCCGAGAAUCUCAUCAAGGUAGCUCUAUCCCACUGCAUGGAAACCAAAGAACCUCCUACGCAUGGUAAGCGGGGACGACCUUCGACUCCGGCCACUCCUAGCGCUGCAAAGAGGCGAAGACUUAAUGUCACCGCUCCUAAUACCCCAUCUCCAGUACCCAUACGUGGGAUUUCUGACUCCGUUACCUAUGAUAAUCUAACCGCCGAAAUAGUAAAGGCAAAUGAGGAACUCCUGAAGUGCCAGAGCAAGCUCACCGCCGCUGAAAAGAAGCUCACUCAAGUUAAAAGAAAGCAAUGGUGCUACCAUUGCCUGGAAGAAGCUCUUUUUCCAUGCUGCUUCACUGCAUCCUACUGCAGUGCCGAAUGCCAGCGACGCGAUAAAAAGCGUCACCAGGCUACUUGCAGAGUCAAUCACUAAUAGAAGACUAAAGUUGAAAGUUGAAAUGAAAGGAGAAUAUUUCGAGAUUAUGAGUGUCGAUUUGUGAAUAUGGAUUAUUAACAAUCCAACGUGAUAAAAUCUCGUUUCCUACAAAACCUUUGUAUCAAAUGUAUCCGUUCGUAAGAUAUAAUCAAUUGUUCCAAGAAUAUUGUUAAACAAAUAAAUGUUUAAGUAUAUUUUAUUGGA
Drosophila eugracilis is the source of this 2118-nucleotide messenger RNA. RefSeq names its product zinc finger MYND domain-containing protein 11. Lineage: Eukaryota; Metazoa; Arthropoda; Insecta; Diptera; Drosophilidae. The coding region runs from base 82 to 1911 and encodes 609 amino acids. Gene Ontology annotation, biological process: regulation of transcription elongation by RNA polymerase II. The transcript has 3 exons. The record is from RefSeq and is a predicted model, not a curated record. Gene Ontology annotation, molecular function: protein binding; transcription corepressor activity.